AUGAGUGUGGAGCAAAUAUAUGGCUUACUGAGCCGAAAAUUCCCCUGUGGAAACUUUGAUGAGAGGACAUAUAAUCGAACACAGCGCCUCGAGGAGUUAGAACUUAUACGUGGGACUUACAAUAACAGGAUAACCAUGGACUCUCGCGGUGACAUAAUCUCCGCCGAGUUCGUGGCCUUGCCGCACUGUCCCGAGGGAGUUUAUGUUGUUGGAACUGGACUCCACCGCGGGCUACAGUAUCCGGAAAUAUGUGUUUCACAUGAUGCCAACGGUCGCUUCACCUACCUCCUACAUAGACUACCUCCAAUCUUCCUUCGCUUCUAUCUCGGAGAAUCCUACCCUACGGAUCCGAACUUUAGUUUCACACUGGAGUCUAUUUGGUUAUCCUCAAUGUUCAUGGAGUUGGUCUCUGCUCGACUGACAGAAGAGAUGGGCACGUUUAAUGGAGAUUUCGUUGUGAAGCACUGCUGCGAAUUUCUCGAAAACCAGGUUAUUGAUUAUCUGUUUAAGAGCUCUCCAGGCACGCCUCUUCGCAUCAACUUAUUCGAGCUGGAACCGGACGAAGCUUGUGCCGCCGCCGCC
This is a messenger RNA of Dibothriocephalus latus, 582 nucleotides long. NCBI's taxonomy places the organism in Eukaryota, Metazoa, Platyhelminthes, Cestoda, Diphyllobothriidea, Diphyllobothriidae. The record is from the annotation of a GenBank genome assembly.